UCGGUUACUUUAAUCGUUUUUCAACUGUCAGUAGAAAGAUAUUCGUAGUUUACGACCAAGCAAUCAGUAACAGAGAUCUGAAUAUACCCCUGCCAGGGACCAUUGCCAUGAGUACCGGAAGUAGCCGGCUUCGGGCAUGAUCGUAGUGGCGAGUGUUUGAACGUAAUCCCUGCUUUCGAUAUCGGGACAGGAACAACGCAUACAAAUGGACGCUCUGCGGUCAUGGUGGGAGAUUCCCAGCAUCGCACAUUUCUGCUCGUUAUUCCGAGCUGCCUUCCAACUACCAGACUUCGACAUAGAGGAUCUUGAAGAUGGACUUCUUGCUGCUGCGAGUGAAGAGGGAAGUCCAUUUCUUGAGGACCUGUUCUGUCGACUUCUUCAGGGUUGUUACAGCAGGGAUGAUAUUGAGCCCUACAAUUUUGAAAUAUAUCUUAAAGACAUCAUGAAAGGAUUGGCAGUCCAACUGAACAUGAAGAAUCCUUUAGAAGACAAACAAUUCAAGGAUAUAUCUUUGAGACAGAAAGUGGAGAUUCUGCAGCAUUUGUGUGAUUCUAGACUAGACUCGGUGGAUGUCAUGGACCAACUCAAGGGAUUUGAAGGAGACAACAUGAGAGUUGAGCCCCUUGGUAAGGAUGGGAGUGGUGCCACUUAUUGGUAUUUCUAUGGCAGCCGUCUAUACAAGGAAGAUGCGGAACCUGUUGUUGAGGAACAGACCACGGAAAAAAAAGUCAGAAAAAAGAUGAAAGAAAAAGAUAAAAAAACAAAGGGUAAGGGUAGAAAACGUGGAAGAAAAAGUACCAAGACAACAAAACUAUCAUCAAAAAGGGAAACGAAACAACCUACUCGUACAUCUUCUCGUACUUCUACUCGAGUCAGUAGCCGCCUAAGGGCUCUUGAGGAGCAGAGUAUUGAGGAGGAGGAGGAAGAGGAGGAGGAGGAGGAGGUGGAGGAGGAGGAAGAAUAUGGAGAGGACAACAAUGAGGAUGAGGAAGAGGAGGAAAGUAUUCAGGAUUGGGAAGAGGAUGUGAAAGAGAAAAACAUUGUUAAAGAAAAUAAUGAUAACAUGAAAUAUGAUGCUAAAAAUGAAAUUGAACAAGAAGAGGACCGAAAGGAAGACAAUGGAAAUAGGCUAGGUGUUGAAAGUGAGAUACAAGAAGAUGACAACUGUGAAAGUAAAACAGCAGAACAAGAUCUCAAGGAUGAGUUGGGAAGCCCAAACCCUGAUGUCGAUGUAUUGAAAUCUGAAGAAGAUAAAAUGGAGGAUAACUCAGCAGAUGUCAUCAACGCUGAGCUGAAAAGUGGAAAUGGGGACACACUUAUGGAGGUAGAAAAUAAUGACAUGAAAGAGGAAAUGGACGUUAAUACCAAUGGGAACAACAGCAAUGCACCUACAACCUCUGUGGGCCUGCCCCUACCCGAGAUCAACCCAAGGUGGCAUCUCAUUUGUAAGACCUUUGAAGAUUGGGAUGCUCUUGCAGAGUCCUUCAAACAAAGCAAGAUGAAAUGUGAGCGUGACCUCUGUCGCUGUAUAACGCAGGACUUCCUUCCAGCCAUUCCUGAAAUAAUGGAAGCCAGGGAAAAGGAAAGGCAGAAAAGGCUACAAGAGGUGGCCCCCAAGAGGACCUCAGUUAGAAUCAGUCACAAACAAAAGGAACUGGCAGAGCAGGAGGCUAUUUUGGCUGAAGCAGAGGCUGAGGAGGAUAGACAGAGAAAAUUAGAGGAAGAAGAGAAGAGAAAGUUACUGGAGAUUGAAAAAGAGGAAGAAGAAAAGCGUUUGAGAGAGGAACGACAAAAAAAUAGAGAAGAGAGAGCAAGAAGACUUGAGCAGAGGGAACAGAGAGCUCAGUUGAUAGCAGAAGGGAAGGAGAUUCCACCUGAACUUCAGUAUACUGCUUCUACUUACAACAGCAAGUACAGAGAGGAGGAGGACCGUAUAGGACAACAGCCAGAUUUGGAUGAUGAAGAUAUUGAAGAAAUGGAGAAAGUGCUGGAAGCUGUGAAAAACCACAAAGAUGCCUGGCCAUUCCUGGAACCAGUGGAUGAAGAGGUGGCUCCAGGUUACCAUGACGUUGUUAAGAAACCAAUGGAUUUGUCAUUUAUUGAGAGAAAGCUGAAAGGCAGAGCCUACAAAUCUAAGAGACGAUUCAUCAAGGAUUUUAACCUCAUGUGUGAUAACUGUCGAUACUUCAACGGACUUGAAAGUGAACUUGGGGUGAUGGCUCAGAAACUGCAGCGCUGUGUGAACAAGGCAGUGCGUGUCCACAUGGACAAGGUAAAGGAUAACUAUGAGGCAGACGAGGAGUUCCGCAUUGCCCAGUCUGUGAGAGCCGAGAAGAAGUACCGACCCAAGAGAGCGGCCAGCUCCCGUGCCAUGGACACCCUGCACCGUGCCAUGAACUAUGAUGAGGAUUUUGAACAGUUUGAUUCUGAAGAUGAAGAUUCUGACAGAAGUGAAAGCCCAAAGCCAUACAGGGACAAGAUUGUUCGCCUGGACCCACCAACACCAACAAAAUCAUCACGCUUAAUUCCAGAGUUAUCUCCUAAUGUAGAUGAGAUAGGCUGGAGUGGAGAACAGAAAAGUAUCAAACAAAUCAACAAAGUUGGAAAUCCGGCAUGGAAUAUCGAUGGCAAUGUAGUGUCAUUUAAUGGAAAGAAGUUGUUGUAUAACUUCAGUAAACAGAACAGACAGACAUCAGCGACAUCACUUUCUCUAUUGGAUGCUAAGAAAUAUUCUCCGUAUGUAAAUAAACAUGAUGUUAAAAGUGAGACAUCCUGGAGUCCAACCACAGACAAAGCUGACAUAAAGGAUACAGCUUUUUAUCAAGGACAGAAGUUUGUUUAUCAAGUUAAAAAGACUUCAAAGCCAAAAUCAACUGGGAAUUCUCUUUUAAAUUGUAAUUUGUCAUCUCCUAAUAGGCCCCAGUCUCCUAAAGGUGUCCCAAAGGUGAAGCAUUUAGGGCCUGCAGGUUUGGUCCAGGUCAGGCAGUUAAACAUAGGCCCUGGUGGAGUGUCUAAGGUCAGACAGCUGUCUCCAGGCACGCAACCACAGAUGAUUGCCAAGCAUGGACAGAGUGGCGGAACUGUUCACAUUGGAACCCCACCUACAGGAAAUCCCAGGCUUGCAAUGUCCAGUAACAGUGUGUCUCCAACUGGUCAGCGGAUAAUCAAGAUUGUAGCCGCCCCAGGCCAACAGCCCCUUCAGCCUGGUCAGGUGAUCAACCUGGCAGAACUGGGCCUUGGGGGUGGGGCAAAUAAGGCCAUUAAGGUGUCUGGAGGCAUUCUGCAACUUAAAGGGCAGAACACAGGCCUUCCUCUGUCAGGUAAAACUCGUAUUAUUUACCAGGGCAGUACAAGUGCCUCCAAGAUGACAGUGCCCAAUAAAGAGACACCAGGAACAGCAUCUGUAGCCCAGGCAUCUACUAGUGACAGUAAUAAUAAAACAGAACGACAAGAACCAGCCAUCAUUACUCUGGGCCCAUCCUCAGCAUUUUCUCCCUUGUCAGCAAAUAAUGUGAAAGAAGCUGGUGACAGUUCUUCAGAGCAGGACACUGUGAAAAAAUCUUUUGUGGAGUUGAAUGUCACACAAGCUCUCCAAGGAAUUAAUGAAAGUGUGGAUAGAUUAGAUGCACCGAAGAACGAAGGACCAUCAGGCCACUCUCCUACAGGGACAAGUGUAUCCAACACUACAUCUGUGAUAAAUGAUGAGCCUAGUGGUGAUCAGUCUCCUUACCGAUCUAGUGAUGAGGACAUACCAGAACUCUUCCCCAUGAAUCCUCCACAGCAACCACCAAAAAAACGUAAAACCAUGGAGGGUUCCCCAAUUCCUCUCUCCCUGUCCAAAGUGUUCAUUCAAGGAGUCAGCUCUAGUCCCCAAAAUCUCCCAAAUAACAGUUCACCAAAAUCGCCAGUUGCUAGUAAUUCCCCAAAAUUUUCACUUGGAGGUUUACCAAAAAUGAAUAGUCCUCCUAAAUUAUUGCCUCAGUCACAACUUGGUCCUCCCAAACUAACAUGCCCUCCUAGAAUACGUAGCCCUCCAAAGACAUCAGGACCACCUAAAUUGACUCCAGUUCAACCAUUGGAUGGGGGCAUUGGUAAACAGUACAAAUUCCCACCAUAUAAACAUCACCAAACCAAUGGUCCAAGUGAAAGUCGAAAAAGUGUAUUUGAUGCAUUUGACAUUGGAGAUUCAACCACACAGGACACAAGAUCAGAACAUAACACUAAACAAGAAACAAAUUCUGGAAGUUUUACAAAGCUUAUAUGUGAUUCAGGUGAUAGAACAAAAGACUGUGUGCCCAAGGAUGACCCACUAAAUACUAUUGAGCUGGAAAAGACUUCACCCAUAUGUGUACGUAAUGAAAGUAGUGCUAAUUCAGACAAGGAUUCUGUGGAGGAUCGAUUACGUGAUAUUGGGUCAGAGUCAAAGUCAGAAACCAGUAAGAAGUCUCCUGAUAAAGGCAAUUUGUUUGACAAUUUCGCAACAUUUCUUCAAACUCCGCCUAAAAUAGAUUCACAAUGGACAUCCCAGCCAGUUGAUCGCAAUUUGUUCAACAGUCAAAAUACAUCAUCAUCCUCACCUCGCUUAUCAUUCACAUCAACAUCUUCAUCAUCAUCAUCAUCAUCAUCAUUACCUUCAUCACCAUCAUCAUCAUCAUCAUCAUCAUCGUCGUCAUCAUCAUCACCACCAUCAUUGCACACUUCUCAUCACUCAGAUAGAUCUAUAUUUGACAGUAUUAUUCCUGUAACUACACAUGAGAACAAUGCUGUGAACCAACCAGAGUUGACCGGAGGACUGACACAGAACAUGAUGGAUAAAGUCUCCAUAUUUGCUGCCAACCUUCACACAGGGUCUCUCGCCAGUCGUCUAGGAAACCUGUCCCCAUCUAAGUCAUCUUCAGCAAACCUUCAUCACCAGUCACAUGUUACACAGGACUCUGACCAACCAGGCCAAGGAAAUGUAUGAUGAAGGGAAAAUUAGCCAGUGGGGAGGUCUGCAUUAAAACUGUCAGGAAACUGAUGACCAAUCAAAAACCUGCUGAGCUGGCUUGUACUUUGGAAUUUGUAUUCAAAGUAAACACCAAAAUUCUUUUUGCACUUUAUUAUUGACACAUUGAAAUCCAAGAAGAUGACCAUCCUGGAGAGUGUGAUUGGACCAAGGAUAGAACACUUUGUCUUAUGAAUAAUUCAUUAAUGGGAUCCAUAACAAACAAAUUGUAUCAGAUCUGAAAGAAAUACUGUUAGAAUUAUGAGUCAAAAGUUCUAACAUGAAACAUUUCAUGUAUCUGUAUAAUGCAGUAUACUAGAUUUUGUGUCCGUUGACUCAAUCCAGUUACUGCAUACCAGAAGCCAAGACUGGACAAAUGUAGAUAUUGACACACCUCAAUGUACAGAUAAAAAAACAACAGUAGCUGCCACCAAUGAAUGCUGGCUCAAUGUUUGAACACAAAACUACAUACACAUGGACACUAGCUGUAAUAGCUUGUGAAUUCAUUGACAAAUCAUACAUUCUAUAUCUGGUAGCUUUAUAGAGUAUAACUUGUGUUGACAAUGUUAUUAAUGAACAAAGUCAGAAUUAUCAUUUAUAAAAGUUAGGGGUGGGAAUUCUACAGGAUAGGCGGUACAGUAAAGCAGCAUACAUCCUUAAUGACAUGUUGUCAUAUACAGCUACUGAUGGUGAACAUUUAUAAUGUAUGUACUGUAUGUACUAAACUACCCUAGUCAGGAGCUACCAAAUGUGACAUUGGGUUUGGACCAAAUCAAUUAUUUGUGGUGUUGCAAUUAUAUUUUCUUUGCAGUGUAGCAACAGUUGUAAUAGUGUACAAGGUUUAAAUUUAUACAUUAGAAUUUGCUGUUUAGCAACAGUCCUGAUAAUAUACAAGUACAUUUUAAUUUUACAUCUGGCACUGUAAUUUACUGAUUUACUGAUUUGUGUUUUUACAAAGUAAACAAAAAUCCAGAAAUCAGCUCAACCUUAUUUAGGUUAUAACAAAUUUCUGAUGUUAUUUUCACCAUUUCCUUGGAAGUUUUACUGCCGAUGGUCGGACCUCUGUUAAACACUCCCACUAUUUUUGUUUUUGAAAACCAAAUAAAAACCGUGAUAAGCAGUAUACUUCAAGGAGAAAUGUCACUGAAAUUUGUCACAAAGUGGUCUACACACCAAGAUGAAGUAAUAUAUUGAAUAGACUGUAAUGUGUUUCAAGGGAAUGUGAUAUAAAGAGGAAUGUGAUAUAAACUGCAGUUUUGAUAAUAAUGGAACAUGUACUACAUAAUGUGGUAUUUCAUUGUUGAAACAAUACUCUGUAAUCUUUUGUGUCCCAGACUUUUUAUAGUGUAGAUAUUGUUUGUAUUAGGCUUAAAACAGUGACUGUUCUUAAUUAUUCAUGUUCAGAAAUUAAGAACAGUUAUAUUUUAUGGAGUAACUAAAUUUACAAUUGUAUUAAAUUUAGCACCAGUAAGUUUUUAUUAUUAUCAUUAUUAUUAUACUUCUUUUUAGCAGAAAUCAUU
Molecule: messenger RNA, 6504 nt
Organism: Pecten maximus
Lineage: Eukaryota; Metazoa; Mollusca; Bivalvia; Pectinida; Pectinidae
Product: histone acetyltransferase KAT6B-like
Biological process (GO): chromatin remodeling
Cellular component (GO): CERF complex
Molecular function (GO): protein binding
Source: RefSeq, a predicted model, not a curated record